This is a messenger RNA of Fonsecaea monophora, 789 nucleotides long. RefSeq lists its product as hypothetical. The record is from RefSeq and is a predicted model, not a curated record. NCBI's taxonomy places the organism in Eukaryota, Fungi, Ascomycota, Eurotiomycetes, Chaetothyriales, Herpotrichiellaceae. The transcript has a single exon. Gene Ontology annotation, molecular function: diaminohydroxyphosphoribosylaminopyrimidine deaminase activity. Bases 1 to 789 code for a protein of 262 amino acids.
AUGUCUACCAACAUCAAUACCAGCAACCCUGCUGAACCCUCGCUGUCUACACACCUACAUUACCUGCGCCAUGCACUCUCCCUGGCGCGCCGGUCGCCGCCGAAACCGACGAAUUUCCGCGUUGGAUGCGUGAUUGUGGCGUUUGACAGAAAAAGAGGGGGCGCUGGUGAAGAUGAAGAAAAAGAAAGAGAAAAAGGCCAGGUCCUCGCUACGGGAUAUACCUUGGAACUCGAGGGGAAUACGCACGCGGAGCAGAAUGCGCUGGCGAAACUCGCGCGCGAGCAUGGAAUUUCUCUCUCUUUGGAGACACCUUCGGAGACACCUUCGUCGUUGGAAUACCUCGCAGAACUCGGCCGCGAGGUCCUCACGCCAGAGAAGAAUGUCUACCUGUACACGACGCUGGAACCGUGCGGGAAACGCCUCAGCGGGAACAUACCCUGCGUGCAGCGGAUUAUUGCGACGAGGACGAGGACACCACCGCCUCCGGGAUCGACCGGCGACAGCACAUCAGGCGGAGGAAUCCGCAAAGUCAUCUUCGGCGCCCGCGAACCCGGCACGUUCGUGCAGGACUCGGCCAGCCUGAAGAUCUUGGACGCGGCCGGCGUGCCCUGGGAGUACGUGCCGGGGCUGGAGGAGGAGAUUCUCCGCGUGGCCAAGGAGGGACAUUCCAACCAGGUCGUGCAGGGGGGCACCAACGUCGACGACAUCUCGCCCGAGGAGAGGAGGCGGCAGGAGGCUCUCCCGCGAAAUCCAAAGAAGAGGAUGAUGGAGGUCGAUGUCUCGCGGUGA